Eurytemora carolleeae is the source of this 1793-nucleotide messenger RNA. RefSeq names its product cysteine-rich with EGF-like domain protein 2. NCBI's taxonomy places the organism in Eukaryota, Metazoa, Arthropoda, Copepoda, Calanoida, Temoridae. Gene Ontology annotation, molecular function: calcium ion binding. The record is from RefSeq and is a predicted model, not a curated record.
GAUGUUAAUAUUGCGCGGGUUUAUCUGCUUGGGCCUGGUUUACUCUGUGACUGCUGAUACAGAACUGGAUAAAAAGAAAAGUGCAAAAUUACCACCGUGUGGAUCCUGUACAAACCUAGUUGCAUCAUUUGAAAAGGGACUUGAACGAACAAAACGAGGAAAGUUCGAAGGUGGGGAUACCGCCUGGGAGGAGAAAACUCAACCGAGAUAUGCAACCAGCGAAGUUCGAUUAAUUGAAAUUGGAGAAGAUCUUUGCAAGGAUGUGGAGAGAGGAGAGACACAGUGUCACGCGUUGCAUAAUGAUUGGGAGGAACACCUUGAAACCUGGUGGAAAAUGGAUGAAGAGAGUAAACCGACCCUUCGUCAGUUCCUCUGUGUAGACACCGUCAAGGUUUGUUGCCCUAUCGAUCAUUUUGGUCAAAACUGCGAUAAAUGUUCCGUGGUCGGUUCAAACGGGAAAAUUUGCUCCGGAAAUGGAAAAUGUAAAGGUUCUGGUACACGGAAAGGGAACGGUCAGUGUUCCUGUGAUAAGGAAUAUUUUGGAACACAUUGUGACAAGUGUUCCAUAGGUCAUUAUAGUUCCUACAAGGACGAGAACACUGAAAUAUGUUCCGCUUGUCACAAGGCCUGUGCUGAUCAUUGUACUGGACCUGGACCUAAAUCCUGUGCCAAGUGUGCAGCAGGAUAUGAGAUGGAUACUGAACAUGGAUGCACAGAUAUAGAUGAGUGUAUAAUCAGCAGACCAUGUACCAAGGAUAAGUUCUGUGUUAACACUGAAGGAACUUUCAGAUGUUUAAAGUGUGAUAAGUCAUGUGACGGGUGUGACGGGGACGGACCGGACAACUGCGCAGCCUGUGCUGAAGGAUUUACCCUGAAGGACACUGUCUGUGUUAAGGACAAGAUCCCUGGUAGGUUCUUUAGUAUAGAUAACACCAGGUACUUCACCUAUGUUGGCCUGGUUGUCGCCACAGCCAUCAUCUUCCAUCGGUCCUGGGUUCUCGCUAGCGUAGUCGGGGCUCUUGUCUCUAUGUAUAUAGGGUUUACAGAGUACUACCUGGCCAACAAUGAUAUGAAUGGAGAUCUUCAACCUUCCAUUAUUCAAUAAUUCGAUUUUCCUCCGAAUAAUUAAGGGUCUGACCAUGAAUUUAAUAAGAGUGUAUGGAGCAGAUGGUCAGAGACCGAAUUUAAUAAAAUUGAGCUACGUCGCUGAACUGAAAAAUGCCGGUUCAAACUUGAGCCACCAAUUCCAAGUAAAAGGUCCGUUGAGAAUGGAUUUAAAUCGGCGGUAGGCAGUUUAAAUACAUUAAAAGUAAAAGUUAACCCUAACAAUUUCAGUCUGCCAUUGUCCAUUGCUGAGGAGUUUUAAAAAUACUCUGAAUUAUAAACAAUAAACAUGGGAUUAAAUUCAGUCCUAUACACUCUUUGGAAAUUUAUGAAUAUUCUCUUCAAUAAAUUAAUUUUGGACCAUGACUAGGUAACGUCAUUUUUUAACGCUUAUCCAUCGUAGCAGAUAUUGUUUUCAUCACGCUUUUCUUGAUAAAAGUCAAUUUAAAUCUAAAAAGAUAUUCUUAUCUUUUUGUGGCUUUUUGGAUAAACCUAAAGUAUUAUUUUGAAUUUGUUAAAUUCUCAGUUGAACCACAACCUACUUAAAUCUAGUCACAGUGCUGUAAAUAAAAUGUUUUUUUUUUGUGUAAUUAUAACCAGUUUCGCGUGUUAUCCUUUUUCACCAACAUUUGGGUGAUACAAUUUUGUAAAAUUUGUAAUGAUAGUUCAAAUAAAGUUUAAAUAAAUUA